Messenger RNA from Serendipita indica DSM 11827, 1419 nucleotides. The record is from the annotation of a GenBank genome assembly. Lineage: Eukaryota; Fungi; Basidiomycota; Agaricomycetes; Sebacinales; Serendipitaceae.
AUGUCAAAGCGAAGGUCAGGUUCUGCCAUUCGAGCACGCACAUCGAGCAAUGCGUCUACAAGCUCUAUGCCAUCAGGACCGCCAUCUCCAACAUUUAGUGCAACUACAAACGCAUCCCAGGUCAACCUGGACGUUGGCCCGGACACUAUCAUCACCAGGAGAGACCUGCGGCAGUCGAUAAACGCAUAUGAAGACCUCGUUUCCGAUUGCCGUCAGUAUCGUGAAGCAUUGAGCCUGCUCUCGAAUGCCACUUCUCGAUUUGCAACGACAUUAGAGAGAUGUUCAAGACUAAAAGGAGUCGAGGAUUCAGCGGCGAUUGGCUUGCAGGCCUAUGGCGGGUUUCAUCACCUUAUGGGAAAUUAUUGGCAAAUCUUGAACUCCACAAUUCUUACUAGUUUUGAGGAUCCACUCAGCAGCGAACUCAACGCGUACAAACGUGUGGUGUCGGACCGCUCUGCUGCUUAUGAGCGAAUGCUGUUGGAAAAGAGCAAGGUUAUAAAGCAAACAGAGGCGGAAAGUAUAAGCACCGGUCGGCGGAAACAACGAGAUUUACAAGCGUUCAAAAAAACCUUGUCCGCACUCCAGGCUCAUGUCGAUGAUCUCGACCGGCUCAAGGCGGCUCACUAUCAGUCUAUCCUUGAACACGAAGCAAAAGUCUGGGAUGUCGUCCUAGACAAGACUGGUCUCGUUGUCCGGUCCUCUUUGGAUAUCUUUGAGCGUCUCAGUGCUAAAGCAUCUGACCCUACUCUUGAGCCGCUGAUGCAAUCUGUUCUUGACCCAUUCGAUGCCUACGGACCGGUCAAAUCCGAAAAUGAGAUAUUCUCAAUCUUGCCGCCACUCUCCAUCCUCACCAAUCCGCACAAAUCUCUCCGCGGACCAUCUCCUUCGCCUCCCGUCAAUGGUCAUCGUGCUUCGGGUAGCGGAUUCUAUAGCGUGUCAGAUUCUCUCCCUGCUUCGAGUAAUUGGGCAGAUGCUUCGGUCAACGCGUGGUCUCAACCCCAAUCAGGCUCUGCAUACUCAUCAACAACCAGUCUCGACCAUUACACCUCUCAUUCUCCACCUCGUCGACCAUCUUCGCCCCCUUCGACUUCCACUCUUCGAACAACAACCAACAAGCCGAGACCUAGCAUCUCCAAUUUGGAAGAUGCAGCGUCUACAUCGGCUACUGAAACGACAGAUUUGCCGACCACAAGGAGGGACUCUUCCCGUCGAGACACCGUUCUUACCCUCCGCCCACCGCCGCCGGAGCCAUUCAAUACCGAAAACGCAGACGACACGAUGAGGAUAUCGAACCAACUUCAUUCGGAGAGGAAUGAAUCAACCUCGGCGCUGCCCACUCCCAAGAAAUCCGGCUUCUCCUUUUCGCGGCUGAUGGGUUCUUCGAGUUCCAACACCCACGGAGUGACCGGUCCUGAUUAG